Molecule: messenger RNA, 2949 nt
Organism: Helicoverpa armigera (cotton bollworm)
Lineage: Eukaryota; Metazoa; Arthropoda; Insecta; Lepidoptera; Noctuidae
Product: decapping and exoribonuclease protein
Exons: 4
Coding region: 184-1338 (384 amino acids)
Biological process (GO): NAD-cap decapping; nuclear-transcribed mRNA catabolic process
Cellular component (GO): nucleus; cytosol
Molecular function (GO): mRNA 5'-diphosphatase activity
Source: RefSeq, a predicted model, not a curated record
UUGGUUUUUGUAUUGACAUUGACACUUUUGACUUUGACUGAUGACGACCAUGUGAUAAUGUGAUUUUAUUGUUAUGGUUACCGUUGAUUAUUUUUAUCAUAAUUUUACUAGCAUAAACCUUUCCCACAUCUUUUUCCACCUUAUGUUUUGUAUUUAGCAUACUGUCCUUACUUCAAAGUAAAAAUGCAACCUGAACUACAUGUUCAUCCAAACAUUUAUACUAAGCCUUUCCCAAAAUUUGAUCGACCUAAGGUUAUUGGUUACAUUGGUCUCGAGAAUCUCAAAUAUGCACGGCGUCUUUGUAACGAAAGAGUACAUUAUGACUUAAAUCUUCAUUUAGAUAGGGCUAUCCAUCAUCCCCCUGACCGGGACGUGAAAUUAAUAGACCUACAUAGGUUUUUAUUAGAACAUGAACAUCGCUUAAAAUUUCCCUUGGAAAAUAGCCUAGAUAGGUCAAUGUUCUUUUGUUAUCGAGGCCUGAUGACUUGCGUGGCCUGCACCCCAUAUGAGAAUAGAGAGCCAUGGAAAAUUGUAGCUAUACUACACAAAGGAAAUAUUUAUUUAUGUGCACGAGACACAGAAGAUAAAAUUAACAGAAAGCAAAAUAUGACUGAAAGAGAUAAACAGUUUACUUCAUGGGGUUACAAAUUUGAACAGUUUCUUCUAUCAGAUGAGCCAGAUUCAGAGCCAAAUCCUGAUGAACCUGUAGAUGAGACAAAGGAGUUCUCAUUAGUUUUCACAACACACUUGAAUCGUCACACCAUAGUCUAUGGUGCUGAGAUGGAUGGCAUCAGAUGUGAUAAAGCAGCUGUUACCAAACCACCCUCAGAACUGGGACCAGAAGCCAUUGUAAAAUAUUUAUCAGAUAAGGAAUUUGUUGAACUGAAAACCAAUAGACAUAUAGAACAUCCUAGGCAAGAAACCAGUUUUAGGAGAUUUAAAUCAAAGAAAUGGUGGUGUCAGUCAUUUCUAGCUGGAAUAGACACAAUAUUAUGUGGAUACAGAAACGAUGAUGGUAUUGUAGAGGAAUUGAAGAAAUGGAAUAUUAGAGAUUUAGUAAAAAUUUCUCAGAGAUUUUGGAAUCCUGAUGUGUGCUUCAACUUCUUGGAUACUUUCCUUAUAUAUGUGAAGCGUUGCCUAGCAAGAGAAAUAAAACACAAACACGGGGAGGCAUAUUUGAACAGAUUACAAGAUCUGCCAAUGAUUAGCUUGAUGUUUGAGUGGAGUCCCGGCAUGCCUGUCCAAGUGGCUCAACAUUAUUCACAUCAAGAUGAUCCCAUACUACUUCCCUGGUUUAUAGAUAAUUAUGGUAAGGUACAUGGUAACACUGUAAUGUAAAGUAUACCCUCAAACUCUUUUUGUAUUGUUGUACAAAAAUCAAAGAUGACAAACUGAGUUUGUAAUUAUUUGUUAAGUUUAUAAGUUGUAAAGAUAAGCUGAUUUUAUGACACCUUGUAAUGGUUAUAUAUUUAUUUACAUAUAGAUUAUAUUAAUAUUUUUAAUAAAAUUGUUACCCAAUGUUGGGAGCAAGGUGAGGGCUACAGACAGAAACAUUACCUUAAUUAAUUGUUAACAUAUUAUCUGUAUAAUAUUUAGUAAGGCGAUUGUAAUAACGUAAAUAAGAUUAUACAUUAGGUUCAACUUAAGCCCCAUAUUCAUGUUAAUUUUUAUUUAUUAACAAUGCUGACACGGUUGCUAUACAAAACUUUGUGAGUGAAUGAAUGUACAAAUGUUUGAGAAUGAGAUUUUAUGUGAUAUAAUUUUGUACAAUCGAUUUUCAUAUUUUAACCUACUGUUCUGGAAAUGUUUUUUUUUUCAUUGAAUCUGAAGGCCAUUUCACACUUCACUACUUCUACUGAAUGUUAAAAAUGAAAUAUGUACAGACAAACUUUGGAGAUUACUUUAAAAAAAACAUGAGGAAAAGGGGUGCAAAUAAAAAGAAUGGCAACUACUAUCGUACCAUUUAUUAUCACUGCAUAGCAAAUGGUGUAAAUCAACAUCCAUAAAAGACUAAUCAACAACAUGGAUAUUUUCACUUACAACUAGAUAUGCUUAAUAUUUAACUAAUAUGUAUUAUCAUACAUUUUAUAAAAAUAUUUAGAAAAUAAAAACAAUAAUUAACAGAACAACAAAGUUGUAAUAAAAAUUAAAUGGUGUCAUGUAUUAAUACGUUUCAACCAAUAUUAAUGCUGUAUUUAACUAACAAUGAUUUAUUUUAGCAACAAACCUCAUUAUGUGACUGAUUGGUACUUUUAUACAAAACAAAAUAUGUAUACCUAAGUCAUGAAAUUUUAACAAAUAUUCCUAAAAGAAAUCAUAGUUACCAAUGUUAAAUUAUACCAUCUAAUAUAUGUAUGUAUUAAUUUUUAAUCAUAAGGUGUAAAAAAUUUCAUUUCAAAUCUUUGAUUUUUAAAUACAUUGUAAAAUUGAAAAAUACAUAUACAUGAUAAAAUUCAUUUCAUAUUCUAAGCCUGAAAGAAAAUUUCCAGUUGUGUUAGAUUAAAAGUAUUUUUUACACAAUUUAUAUCUCCGUCAUCUCGUUUUGCUGUUAGAUAAAAACAUCAAAUUCAAAUAAUAACUAUCUACAGGUACAAAUUAAUAUUUAAACAAAUGUUUCCUAUACUUACUAAACCAUUCUCUAUUAAAAAAGCAUCUAAACAUUGUCCAAUUUUUGUAAAUAAAUUCUGUAUUUAUAAAAAGUAAAUUUGAAAUAAUUUAACGGAAAUCAAUAAGAAAUUAUUAUCAUGUCAACAGCAUUGUAGACAGUACUCAAAAAGUUAUACGAAGAUUUUUAUGCAUUGAAUUGAAAUUAGCUCAGAAGUGCAAUUAUAGACUUGGUACUGAUGAAUAAAUUUUAUAUACAUAUACAUAAUUCAUAAGUACGAUGAAUCCAAAUCUCACAGAAGAAUUCUUUAAAAUAAAUCGAAUUUAAUAUUUAGAUAUAUGUAU